CCAAAGAUCAGCGCCUUUUUGGGCUCUUUGCAAAAGCGUGCAAACGGCUCGACGACUCAAAAGGGGGCAGCCAGCAAUACCAAGACAAAGCUAUCGAACGAUUCACGCCCCAGGCUGCCCUAAGCCCAGCUCCAGGGAAACAAAGCCACCCAUCAGUGCUCUGCUUUGCAUUGCUGCUGCACUGAAACAGAGACAGGGCAAGCAUGGCCGCUGCCAAGGACAGCAGCAGCUCCGACCGAAUUCGAAUCGAGGAGCGCGUGCUGGCCCACAAGUGGCUUGCAUCGAUCGCAUGCUCGGUCGUUGCCGUGUUAUUGCUGCUCCCGGUGUACGCCGAGCUCGUAUCUGAGACCGCCGACGCGAGCGCCGGCACGGGCUGCUGGGUCGUGCAGCAGUACAGCGUGAACGCGGCCCGGCCCGGGGGCGGCGUCUACAGAGAAAGGAUUAAGUGGGGGUGGACGUGGACGUGGCACAGCGACGACGCCGUACUGCCCCCCUGCUGCCAGAAUCUCUCCAACAAGACGACCCUGUUCGUCCCCUACGACGAGUCGUACGCCCAAGCUUUUCGAGACCAUGAUUACUGGGCGCGUAACUAUACGCUUCGUGAUUUAUCGUUGUGCGAGGAGGACACCACGUGCGCGAGUUGCGCCGGGGACGCGUUCACCGUCGAAGCUGCGACCUGCGCGGCCGGGCGCUGCGAAUCGCGGCGUAGCGCCACGGACGGCAGUUGCACUUGCGACCGCGCGUACGAGGACACGCAACGGGGUGGUGGCCGGUGGGCCUGCGACAUUCGCGGCUGCCGGUGGCGCCGCGAUUUCUAUAUGGGGCUCCCGAGUUACGCGCCGCCAUAUUGGGAUUGGUGGGCGCAGGACAACGAUUUUGCGAGCCUCUACGCGCUGUAUCUCCUCGCCGUCGCCGCCUCGGCGUUCGGCGUGGCCGCGGCGCUCUUGAUCCGGCGAGACUUCCGCCGGAGCGACGAGGACGCGGCUUCGACGCCGUUCCGCGCCUACCUCAAGGCUCUCGUGGCGUACUUCGUGAUCCAACUUUUCACGAACCUCGCCGUCUUCUGUAGCUUCAUGACGUGGCGAUGCGAACACCUGUGUGGAAAUCAAAAUUUUACGGCGCGUUCACGCCAUCGACGCGAUGCCUGCUCGAUGGCGUGGCGGUGCCGGUUCCUCGCCGCCUGCUCGAUGGCGUGGCGGUGCCGGUUCCUCGCCGCUCGACGGAGCCAGCACGGCCGCGUCAUCGUCGAGAAAUGUGCACCUGACACACUGGUUGAUUUCCACACAGGCGAGCACCACAACGUACAAACUACGCGCGCCUACGACUGCGACUGCGAGAGCCCGAACCCGACGGUGGCGGACAUCGUCGGCGGCGCUUGGGAGUGGCUUGAUGGAUUCAAGGGCUGGUGCGCGGGUGAAAAGGGAUCGUUCUCGAGGAACUGGCCCCACGUUUACGGCGACGAGGUGACGCCCGAGGGCGCCGCCCACAGCUGCGCCACGUACAUCGCAGGACUCUUGAUGGGCAUCGUGACUAACAUUGUGCUCGAGCUCGUGCUGGUCUGCCGCGUCCACCUCUUGGGAGGCGUGCCGGGCGGGCCGUCGCCGCGGACCUUGAAGGUCCUGCGGUGGGUCGUGGGCUGCCAGCUAUUUAUCAUAUCGUUACAGACGAUACUCACGUCCAAGCCCGUGCGGAAAUCAAAUAUCGCGGCGACUCACUUCGGUUUUCCACCCCAGGUACUGUUUGCAGUACGACCUAGCUAAGAAUUUCGUCACGAGCGACGAACAAGGUCGAAAAAACUUACAAGGACGCGCAUUAGAAGCGGCGACUUUAUUUACGGGGUCGGUCAUGGCACUGAUCGGAUGCUUGCACGUAUCUGUCUCCGUGUGCCUGUGCUACGCGUUCCUGCGGCCCCUGUGGCACGCCGACCGGCAACUCGGCGUCGGGGACCCGGCGCUGCGCGCGCAGACGCGACGCGUGCUUAUCGCAACGUUUGUCGCGGUGUUCUCGACGCUGGUGUGCUACCUUAACCCUGCCAUAGGCUUCGCGCAGCCUCUCGUCCUCUUCGCGGUCGACUCGAUCAUCAACGAUUUGUGUUUAUCAAUCCUCGCUUUGACGGACGCGGAGGGCGAUGCUUCCGCUGCGCGCGACGCGUCGGGCCUGCGCGUCGGCGUCGCGCCGGAAGACUCGCCGGGGCUAGAGCUGUCCGACGGCGCGGUGUUGUCCUGAUCGUAUCUAUCCGAGUUUUCUUUUUCGGGAUUACUAGUAGUAGUAGCUUUUC
Messenger RNA from Pelagomonas calceolata, 2278 nucleotides. The record is from the annotation of a GenBank genome assembly. NCBI's taxonomy places the organism in Eukaryota, Pelagophyceae, Pelagomonadales, Pelagomonadaceae.